CCAGGUCCUGGGGCAACGGAGGAGUAACAGCCCAGCUCAUGACAAGUCAUCGCUCAAGUCAUUCUCACCCUUUAGAUCACACUUAAUGCUGGACAAGUGUUAAAAUGAAUCAGCUGGGUAUAUAAAGUGUGUGAGCUGAGCAUUACAAAUGCCAAAGCAGUCUUUUCCUCAGCCCUCCUGCUUACUUUUCUGUUGAGGAUAAAAAUACAGCUGCCCUUUGCAGUUUCAACAUCCUUUUCCUUCAUUCUGAGCUUAUUUUCUAGGAAAUGGGUGAACAAAAUAAAAUAUUAUCCCGUCCCAUUUUCCGCCGAGAUGUCAACUGGGAACCUUUUCCAAACUGGACACAGCCGAGCCGCAUUUUUGCAGAGGAUUUUGGCCUCCCUCCUUUCUUGGAGCCUAGUGAUCUGGACUGGUUAACCUGGGCAAAGAGGAGACUGGGCUCUUUCUCGUGGCCUGGGUACACACAAACUCCCCUUCUUGCUCCAUUCAGUGGUCAGCAUCCUGGGGCGGUGAACACAAAGGGUCUGGGACAACAGACAAGUGGAGUGUCAGAGAUCCGAACAGGACAGGACAGCUGGAAGAUAAACCUGGACGUCAAUCACUUCUCGCCUGAGGAAAUUACAAUCACAACCAAGGAGGGUUAUUUGCAAAUAUCAGGAAAUCAUGAAGAAAGGCAGGAUGAGCAUGGAUCAGUGUCAAGGUGCUUCACUCGGAAAUACAAGCUCCCACAAGGGGUGGACCUACAGCACAUCAGUUCUUCGCUGUCUUGUGAUGGAGUCCUGUCCAUAGAGGCUCCCGCCCCUGGGACAUCCAUCAGUGACCCGAUCAAUGAAAUCGUCAUACCUGUUCAGAUCAGACAGACUCAGGACCGUGAGAAGUGAAAACCAAUAAACAGUAGCCCAGGUUGUGUGUAGCAGUCUGUUAAAAAAACUAGUCUGUUAAUCACUGUAACAAGUUUAUUUCCCUUUUUCUUUUUUGCAUUGUCACCAAUGUAGCACCAUGACACAAGAACUUCUAGUUUCAAAAUAAAAUACAGACUCAUAAACAUAACACAGAGCUUACUCUGAAAAUUAGGAAUUAUUUUGCUUGUCAACUCAAAAGGAUUAGCAUAACAACAUACCAGUUUUUUCAUGCACUUUGAAUGAUGUCAUUAUGUAAAAA
Larimichthys crocea (large yellow croaker) is the source of this 1161-nucleotide messenger RNA. Its product is annotated as heat shock protein beta-1. NCBI's taxonomy places the organism in Eukaryota, Metazoa, Chordata, Actinopteri, Sciaenidae. The record is from RefSeq and is a predicted model, not a curated record. The transcript is spliced from 4 exons. Gene Ontology annotation, cellular component: cytoplasm; nucleus. Bases 267 to 881 code for a protein of 204 amino acids. Gene Ontology annotation, biological process: response to heat; protein refolding; negative regulation of apoptotic process.